Lithohypha guttulata is the source of this 1623-nucleotide messenger RNA. RefSeq lists its product as uncharacterized. The transcript has a single exon. Gene Ontology annotation, molecular function: NEDD8 activating enzyme activity. Lineage: Eukaryota; Fungi; Ascomycota; Eurotiomycetes; Chaetothyriales; Trichomeriaceae. Gene Ontology annotation, biological process: protein neddylation. The record is from RefSeq and is a predicted model, not a curated record. Gene Ontology annotation, cellular component: cytoplasm. The coding region runs from base 1 to 1623 and encodes 540 amino acids.
AUGGCUGAGGUAGCUCCGCGAGAGGUCACACCUCCUCCAUUACAGGCACCCUCAGCCAAAGAACGAAAAUACGAUAGACAACUCCGACUCUGGGCUGCUGCUGGUCAGAAAGCUCUAGAGGAAUCUCACGUUCUCUUGGUUGUUGGUAAUUCGAGUGGCUCAAACAGCAGUGUCGCGGGUAUCGAAACUCUCAAGAACCUGAUCCUCCCGAGCAUUGGUCACUUUACCAUCGCAGACCCAGCAACUGUGACAGAAUCUGAUCUAGGCAUGAACUUCUUUCUAGAGCAGACGAGCCUGGGAAAAUCAAGAGCAGAAGAAACUACCAAAUAUUUGCAAGAGCUGAACCCAGAUGUUGAAGGCCAUUACAUCGCAAAGCCUCUAAGACAAUGGCUGUACCAGACAGAUUCACUCCUGCAAUACAACCUGAUCCUGAUAUGUGCUCCUUUACCGCUUGACCACCUGCAAGCGUUUUCCAGUUAUGCUUUGGCACAGUCAAUCCCUCUUGUGUACAUCAAAUCCAGUGGAUUUUAUUUCACUGCCUCCGUGCAAUUACCCGCUGAGUUUCCGAUUGUCGAUACGCACCCAGACCCAGACACGAUUCAAGACCUGCGACUGCUGGCACCAUGGACCGAAUUACAGGCAGCAGAGAAAGAGCUUGGAGAUUUGACAAGGCUGUCCGACCACGAUCAUGGCCAUGUCCCUUGGCUGUUAAUCUUGCUUCACUACCUGGAGGAGUGGAAGCAGGCUCAUAACAGCGAGUAUCCUUCGUCUUUUGCUGAGAAAAAGCAAUUCCAGAGCCUUGUAGCCUCCAAGGCGCGUACCGCCAAUCCCGAGGGUGGUGAGGAGAAUUUUGAUGAGGCUGUGGCUGCUGUCCUCAAAUCAAUAAGUCCCCCGUCGGUUGGUAGCGGCUGUCGAGAGAUGUUUGCAAUGCCUUCCUGCACGAACUUGACGCAGUCCUCGGCCAACUUCUGGGUCAUCGCCAAUGCCAUCAAGCAAUUCUAUAGCAAGCACUCCGUCCUACCACUGCCAGGGACCCUACCUGAUAUGAAGGCCACUUCCGCCGGAUACAUAAAACUUCAGAUUAUUUACAAGAACAAGGCUCGCAGCGAUAUAGCUGAAGUUACAGACAACGUCCGCAAGCUCGAGGCUUCCCUGAACAGAUCUGCUUCGUCACCAAUUGCAAACUCUGAGGUUGAACAAUUCUGCAAGAAUGCCUCCUUCGUCCGUGUACUUACCAAUCCCUCUAACCUGCCGCUUCCCGAGCUUCGCUUUCUCCAGUCUGAUACGAAAACCCUCUCCAAGCUACCCGUUAUCCUUACAGCAUACCAAACUAUCUCCGAGGUCUUUGUUGCACUCAACGUUGAUGCUAUACCAUCUGAUAGCCUUCUUGAACUAAGACAAUUAGUCGAUGAGAUUGAAGGCUGCACGCUGGAAGAACGCAUCAAUAAAGCUAUCGAAGAAGUAAGAAGAUGCGAAGGAUCAGAAUUGCACAAUACAAGCAGUAUAGCUGGUGGAGUGAUCGCACAGGAAGCAAUCAAGCUUCUGACGAGACAGUACGUUCCUGUCGAUGGUGUCGUCAUUUGGGACGGUAUUCGAGCUAAAACUGAAAUUGUCAAGAUCUGA